AUGCCUCUCUACGAAGUCGCCCACGCAACUCCUUUGAGUCAACCUCAGCAAGACGCCCUCGCCGAAGCAAUCACCGAACUCCAUAGCAAAAGAUUCACCGUCCCGCGCAUGUUCAUCAAUGUCAUCUUCGUAGACACCUCAAACACGCCGACAUACGUUGGCGGCAAACGGGCUUGCCGCACUCGCAAGGGCUCGCGCACUCGAGAUGAUUUCAAUGCCCUCUGCGGGGACAUCCGCACUGCGUGGGCACGCAUAGUUCAUCCAGACGUCGCAGAUGGAAAGUUGCCGCCACAAGAGCUUGAGCUGAGAGCCGUCUUCAUCACGGGGGAGCUCAUUGCGGGUAUGAAGGCCAGUUUCAUGACCCCGGCCGUUGGAGAGGAACUUGCGUGGGCCAAAGAGAACUACCACGCAUUCGAAGAGAGGGCGCAUGCGGGAGACGAGGAUUUUGUGGAAUUGGUUGCUGAGCUCCGGACGUGGCCUGGGUUUGAUGUUGCGCGCUGA
Molecule: messenger RNA, 501 nt
Organism: Colletotrichum aenigma
Lineage: Eukaryota; Fungi; Ascomycota; Sordariomycetes; Glomerellales; Glomerellaceae
Exons: 2
Coding region: 1-501 (166 amino acids)
Source: RefSeq, a predicted model, not a curated record